UUGCAAGCUACUAUAUUUUAAUAAGCCAAAUGUGCAGAAUCCCUUGUUAAGUUUAACCAUUGUCAAUAAUUUACACACCCAUUGCCCCACAGAAAAUCUCACACCUUUAUUUGAAUAAAAUAUUGCGCACUCAUAUUUUGUUCAUCCAUCAAUGUUGUUUACAUCUGCUUAUCCUGACCAUAAGUACAACUUCACUCAUAAAAAUCAUAAUAUUUUUUUUGUUGGUUUGUUACUUGGCCCUCGGCUACUUUUAGCGUUUUUGCACAGGAGACAGAAGCUUUAGACGUCACUAUCCCAGGAUAUUUUAAUACUGUAAACCUAAUUUCCAUACUAAGGAAUCUGAAAAUAAAUGACUGCGUUCAAUAUGUUGCAAUUAUAUAACAAGCUGUCGCAGUUCAGUAUAAUAUGGUGGCUAUUAUAACUUAAGUAAUUGUGGAGAAGAGCGCUCUUUUAUCAGCUUCAUCACCUGUCCUUGCGCGACGCUGUCUCAUCUGCGCGUGCCGGUCACGUGAUCAUCAACAGAAGCGGCAGCAGGAGGGCGAGGAGCGGAGGAAACUGACAAGUGCCGGUCGGAGGAACAGAUAAACGGACCGUGUGUCUGCCUGCUACCGGAGAACCUCCAUUCCCUGCAGGUGAACACCAUGAACUAUGUGGGGCACCUGGCAGGCCAGGUUCUGGUGACGGUGAAGGAGUUGUACAAAGGAAUCAAUCAGGCCACCCUGUCAGGCUGCAUUGAUGUGAUUGUGGUCCGACAGCCUGAUGGGACAUUCCACUGCUCUCCUUUCCACGUCCGCUUUGGAAAACUAGGAGUCCUACGCUCCAGGGAGAAAGUGAUUGACAUAGAGAUCAAUGGAGAACCUGUGGAGCUGCACAUGAAGCUCGGAGACAAUGGAGAGGCCUUUUUUGUGCAGGAGGCAGAGCGGAGCAAUGAGAUAAUUCCUGCCCACUUGGUGACGUCGCCCAUCCCCACUGAGGAGGUUCUGAUCCGGAGCAGGGAAGCCAGAUGUGUGGGGUCCACAGAGAGCUGCCAGCUCCCUGUUGUCCCAGAGCCGGACUCGGCAAAUCCCCAGCUUUGCUCAAGCUCAUCCGGCAGAAAGAAGAAGCGACGCAGGAGGAAGCACAAAGCCGAGCCACGCAAGGAGGAGCCGACGUGUGCAGGAGGAGAGCAGGAGCUGUGUGAGUGCAGCUCGGAUGAGGAGCAGCAUGCAAACAGCGGAAGGGCAUCAUCGCUGUCAAUAGUGAAGGACAAUGUGGAGCAGAGGCAGAACUCGCCUCCCACUGCCCUGGAAUGGGACAGCUACCCUUUCUCUGAUGGGGACUGGUCUCCCUGCCCCAUGAAUCUGUCCGAACCAGCCUCGCCCAAAAGUGACUCUGAGCUGAUGGUGAAGCCGACAGAGAACAUGUUUAGGUCUGAGUCGCACAUGCAGUGGAGCUGGGGGGAGCUUCCUGAAUCAACAAAGGUCAACAAAAAGUCUGAGACAAAGACACUGAGCAUCACCCCGUCAGAGAGCACACAUUUCAGAGUAAUUCUGAGCUCAGUGGCCAUGGAGGACGAGCCGAUUGUCCAGCAGAGCUCAUCAGAGUCCGUUUGUAACAUCGUGAAGCCAGAACCUCGGACCGUUAAGCCUCGUCAAUGCAGCUACAGCCCACAGCUCCCUGAAUCACAUGGUGCAAACAAUAAGCAAGACUUUUCAGAUAGAAAGUCGAGCAGCUUUUCCUCUCAAUCAAGUCCUGCAAUCUCAAAUUCCAACUCAAAUAACGUACGGAAGCCAAAGUGGACGUCUUCGCCUCCUAGUCACAGGAACAGCGGUUCUGCUCCCAGUACAGGAAGCAGUGAAGCUGGAGAGCCUCUGACAGGAUGUCCUGAUGCAAAAGCUGCAUCUAAGACCACAGACUCACCCGGCAAAAGGAAAGUUGUGAGGAAGAGGAGCCAACACCAGGGGCCUGAGGAUAUUUACCUGGAGGACCUGGUCGCCCUUGAGCCGGACGUUGCCGCUCGGUACUUCCCAAAAAGUGAGACUGAGCCGGUACCUAAGCAUUGGGUGGAGACGGGUCAGCGCUCCGGGUCCCAGUCCCCCCAGUCAGUGGGGAGCGCAGCGGCAGACAGCGGAACAGAGUGUCUGUCCGACUCAGCGAGCGACCUGCCUGAUGUUACGCUGUCGCUGUGUGGAGGUGUGGCCGAAAACUCAGAAAUCUCAAAAGAGAAAUUCAUGGAACACAUGAUCUCCUACAAUGACUUUGCUGAGAAUCCAGCAAUCAUCGACAAUCCAAACUUGGUGGUCAGAAUUGGAAACCGAUAUUACAACUGGACUCUGGCAGCACCUUUGAUUCUUUGCAUGCAAGCUUUCCAGAAAAAUCUUCCGAAGACGACAGAAGAGGCCUGGGUGAAGGAGAAAAUGCCCAAAAAGUCCGGACGGUGGUGGUUCUGGAGGAAGAGCAGCACAAAGCAGUUGUCAACUGAGAGCAAGUUGGAGAGACAGGAGUCUGCGAGCAGAGAGAGCCCUGCCCUCCACCAGGCCCCAGAUACCCCGCAGAAAGCUUCAGAGUGGUCCAGUGAUGAAGAGACCAAAGAGCUGAACGUUGCAGCACCAUCCAUGAAACCCACUGAGCGCGUGCAGAGUGAAGGAGCGGCUACAUGUCAUUCUUACAGGAAAUCCCUCCGUCUGUCGUCUGAUCAGAUCGCCAGCCUGAAGCUGAGAGACGGCCCAAACGACGCCACGUUCAGCAUAACCACUCAGUACCAGGGAACCUGUCGCUGCGAAGGAACCAUCUACCUGUGGAACUGGGAUGACAAGGUCAUCAUCUCGGACAUCGAUGGCACCAUCACCAAAUCAGAUGUUUUUGGCCAGAUUCUGCCUCAGCUUGGCAAAGACUGGACUCAUCGGGGAAUCGCAAAGCUUUACAACUCGGUGCAUGAGAACGGCUACAGGUUCCUGUACUGCUCGGCCCGAGCCAUCGGCAUGGCUGACAUGACUCGCGGGUAUCUGCACUGGGUGAACGACAGCGGCACGCUUCUUCCUCAGGGACCUCUCAUGCUUUCACCAAGCAGCCUCUUCUCUGCCUUCCACAGAGAGGUCAUUGAGAAAAAGCCUGAAAAGUUCAAGAUCGAAUGCCUCACAGACAUCAAGAACCUGUUCCACCCAAACACUCAACCUUUCUAUGCUGCCUUUGGAAACAGGGAGAAUGAUGUGUUUGCCUACAAACAAGUGGGUGUGCCUGCGUGUCGGAUAUUCACAGUGAAUCCUAAGGGGGAGCUGAUCCUUGAGCAAUCCAAAGGCAAUAAAACAUCCUACAGCCGGCUGAGCGAGCUGGUGGAGCACGUUUUCCCACUGCGAAGCACUCAGCACUGCGCCACCUUCAGCUGUCCGGACUUCAGCUCCUUCUGUUACUGGAGGCAGCCGAUUGCAGAGGUGUGCUUCGAGGAGCUGCUGUGACUUCAGAGAUGCUCUGAUUUAAAUCCAAAACUUAAUGGCUGCUAAAGUAGCAUCUUAAAUAUUUUCUGAUGUAGGGUCAAUGUCAGGGAUAUAUUUAUGUACUCCUUUAUUUUUAAAUGAAGCAGUGCGUAAACUGCACAGAGCAUAUUUGCACUUUUAGAUUGCAAUUUAGAAGGCAAUAUUUUGUACUUAAAAAUCAAGCUUUUAUCUUGAAGUAAAAUGUCACUCAGUGAAAUGUUUGUGCAGUUGUAGAAGACUGAAAUAUUCAUCUGCAUGUAAAACUGAAGCUUGCCAAGUGCAUAUUUUGACACAGUCUUUAAAGGUUCAACUGGUUGAACAGUGUCUAAACUGACCAAUCAGAAGACUGCUUAUUUUGUUACAUUUAGAGUCUUCAGGAAAUAACAGUUCUUCUCGAUGUUUUACUGUCCAACAUAUGCGACGUUUUAUGCACUUUAAUGGAUGAACGACUGGAUUCUAGUUAACAGUCCCACAGCAUUUACCCAUUUUCAUACAAAGCUUUUUGGAUUCAAAAUGUUCAUAUGAUCAGCUUAUUAUCUUAAGAAUCACAUUUUCUCUUUCCAACCAAAGGCAAUGAAAAAUUGCCUUUUGUUCUCCUAACAAUCUCUACUGAUUGGUUGGUGCUAUAAUUGGCUCUUGAACCUAAAAGGCUAUACACAGAUUCCUGUUUUUUUUCUGUAAUUAGGAUCACAAACUGCUAAAAAACAAAAAAUACUUUUUCUACAGUUGAUCAACAAUUUUUUUUCUCAUGCAAGAACAAAAUAUUUUUGUGCACAUAAACAUUUUUUGUUGCAGUUUCUGUGAGUUGUAACCCAAGCACUUCUGUAGGGACUUAAUAGAGUCGCUGUCCCUUUAAGGCCUUACAUGUUAUUUACUUUGAACUGAAAUGCUGAGAAGAAACAACAUGUUGUGAUUUGCUGCUUCAAAUUGCAGUACUGUGUCUCGAUUCAGUAAAUGAAUGUAGAUCCUG
Messenger RNA from Xiphophorus hellerii (green swordtail), 4422 nucleotides. RefSeq names its product phosphatidate phosphatase LPIN2. Gene Ontology annotation, cellular component: nucleus; cytosol; endoplasmic reticulum membrane. The record is from RefSeq and is a predicted model, not a curated record. Bases 642 to 3434 code for a protein of 930 amino acids. Gene Ontology annotation, molecular function: phosphatidate phosphatase activity; transcription coactivator activity. Lineage: Eukaryota; Metazoa; Chordata; Actinopteri; Cyprinodontiformes; Poeciliidae. Gene Ontology annotation, biological process: cellular response to insulin stimulus; fatty acid catabolic process; positive regulation of transcription by RNA polymerase II. The transcript has 20 exons.